AUGGCCGCUCCAUCCUUCUCCUCAUGUCUGGCCGCUCUAGCGGCGGCGGCGGAGGAUGCGGCGGGGCUCGGUGCUGCUCUCAGUGAACUCCGGAGCCGUUAUGUGUCCCGAGCUGGAGGGGCGGAGAAGUUCCGGAGGUCGGGCGGGCUGGCCAUGCUCGUACAUCUCCUGACUGACCCCUCCGCGGCGGCCGUCCUGGGGAGUUCCCGCCGGAGCCUGGAGCUCGGCCUGAGCGUGCUGGCCAAUGGAUGUACGGAGCCCGGGAGCCGAGUCCAGGUCCGAGAACUCGGGGGGAUUCCCGCUCUCAUCUCUAUUCUGAAGUCGGUGUGCAUCGAUUCCAUAUGGAACCGGGUAUGUCGGGCUCUGGGGAACCUGGCUGUGGACUCCCAAAACAACAACAUCAUUCAUGAUUCAGGUGCGGUCUCGUCUUUGGUGCAGAUCCUGCAGAGAUCUCAGGAUGCGGGCUGUUUGCAGAGUUGUCUCCGGGCGUUACGAAUUCUGGGCGAUUCCCCACCACAUAGACUGUCCAUCUGCCAGCAGGGGGGGCUGUCUCCGUGCGUUCAGAUGCUUAGCUCUGCUAACGUGGACGUGGUUUGUGAAGCUGUGCGUGCCGUGUGUGAGCUGAGCUGUGGAUGCUCCUAUGAAUGUGCAGCACAGCUCAAUCCCGCUGUGCCAACCUUGAUGACUUUGGCUGGUGAAGAGCAAGGCAAGAUGGCGGUACGGCAGGCUGCGUUGGGGACUUUAUGUAAUCUUUGUAACCAAGGAGCGUUGAGACCAAUCCUGGGCAAUGCCGGUGUCAUGAAGCUGCUGAUCACAGAGGCCAUUGCCGUACAGCGAGCACCAACGCGAUGCCUCCCGGUGGUCAAAGCUCUGUGCUUCUGUUGCCGUGUGAAGCGGUGAAUCGUGUCCGGGUACGAGAACAUGGCGGCCUUGAAGUGCUCCUAGAUGUACUGCGCAGCCCACAGUAUCGGUCUGUUCACUAUCGGGUUAUAGUGGCAUUUCUCUAUUAUUGCUAUGACAACGCCGCUCUGUCUUCUCUGGUCUCCAGUGGCCUCACACUUCUGCUAGCCCAACGAUUAGAGGAAUGUACUUGGGCUGCUGAAGAAAGGGGGGGGGGUGCAGAACACCAUGGAGGCCCCCGAUGAAGGCGAAGACAAAGGCGAAGACAAAGGCUCCACUUCUUUUGACUUUCCACAAGAGCCAAGAAAAAAGAAGGAACAAGGAGGGUCAUCUGAGGAGAGCCUGAGAUCUUGGCUAUUAUCAGAAGGUUACAUCAACAGUCUGGAUGAUCUGCCUCCUGAAGGGAUCAUGGAGAACAGAGAGGAAUCCACCAAGACAAAGCUUUCUCCUCAAGGAAAAGGAAGUCAAAUGACCAAAGUCUCACAGAAGAGGACACAAGUGCCCCAAACACCUGGCCAGCCCUGUUUUCCUUUACCUUCCAAUCAGUCUUGCCAGUCACCCAUAAAAGAAAUCUUUGCAUCACCAUCCCUUCUGGGGCCUCCUUCUCCUGCACCCUCAGAAGUCUAUGGACCCGAGUUCCCAGUCUUACUUCUCCUUUCCCGUUUCUCUCAGCUGUCAGAUCCCUCCUCUUGUUUGGUCUCCCCUUCAGUUUUAAAGGGCUUCUGACCUAUGUGGCUUGCCACCCUAACCCCUCAAAUCAAGCUGCUCGUAUUCUGCAACGCCUAACUUGUGACCCGUUGUGUCUGGAGGCCUUCAUCCGGACUGGCAGCAUUUGCACGUUGCGAGCAAGAUUGCUUCUUCAUGAGUCUCCAGGUGGAGAUGACAAGGAGAGGAGCCGACACCCAGAAAGAGCAAGAAAACUUGGUAAGAGAUUGGAGGAAUGA
Molecule: messenger RNA, 1844 nt
Organism: Staurois parvus
Lineage: Eukaryota; Metazoa; Chordata; Amphibia; Anura; Ranidae
Source: the annotation of a GenBank genome assembly